AUGGCGACAAGCGUGGAUGCCAAGCUGCUGAAGCAGACCAAAUUCCCUCCGGAAUUCAGCCGGAAGGUGGACAUGACCAAGGUCAACAUUGAGGUGAUGAAGAAAUGGAUUGCUGGAAAGAUCUCCGAGAUCCUGGGAAAUGAAGAUGACGUCGUUAUUGAGCUCUGCUUUAACCUUUUAGAAGGGUCGCGGUUUCCCGAUAUCAAGUCCCUGCAGAUUCAGCUCACCGGAUUCCUCGAUAAAGAUACUGGCAAGUUUUGCAAGGAGCUGUGGUCGCUAUGUUUGAGUGCCCAGGAAAACCCCCAGGGUGUGCCCAAGGAGUUGCUGGAGGCGAAGAAACUGGAGCUUAUCCAAGAGAAGAUCGAAGCGGAAAGAGCCGCCGAAGAAGCCCGCAAGCAGAAGGAACAGGAGCGCGCACGAGAACGAGAACUUGAAGACCUUCGACGCAGAGAACGAUCUGAGCGCACAAGGGGAGGAAGAAGAGGCGGUGGCCGCGGUGGUCGAGACUUUGAUAGACGUCGGUCGCCUCCGCGACAGCGCAGCCGUGACCGUUUCCGAGGUCCGCCUGGCAGACGAGAGUUCGACUCCUACGUGCCCUCAGGCUCUCGUCGAGGCCGUCGGCCAUCCCGUUCGCCCAGCCGCUCUCGCUCUCGCUCCGUGUCUUCCUCGCGCUCGCCUCCACCACGUCGGCGCCAUCCUGGCAACGACCGGAACCGACGACGUCGGUCAAUUAGCGGCUCUGUCUCCCCGGACCGCGGUGAUCGCAGGAGGCCCAGGAGACGCAGCCCUGAUUACGGUGAUCGUGCAAGAUCCAAUACCCGCAGUGAAUCAUCACGCUCACGUAGUCCCAGAAGAGACCGACGGAGACGGAGAUCCGUUUCUUCCCGCAGUGCAUCGCGUUCACCUGUCCACAGAGACCGACGCAGGAGAAGAGGUUCUUCGGCAUCAAGGUCCCGUUCGAGGUCGCAAGGGUCGGAUGGUAGCGGCACCAGACGCAGAGGAUCAUCGCACUACUCUUCACGAGAUGAUAAGAAAGAAUCCACCGCUGAUAUUGCAAAGGCCCGCAAGUCCCGUGACGACCGUCGCUUGAGUCGCAGCAGAGAGCGCAAUGACACCCGCAGACGCCGGUACUCAUCCCAGAGUGUCAGCCGCAGCCGCAGUCGAGGCCGUUCCCGCAGCGCCAGCCAGGAUUCCCGGAGUCGGAGUCGGAGUCGCAGCCGUAGCCACAGUCGCAUGAGGGACAGGAAGCGGCGUCGGUCCAUUGAGAGAUAUGCCCCAGUUGCACGGAGACGGCGCAACACGUCCUCCGUAUCCGUCCCCAGUGAUAAGCGAAAGAGGAUGGCUGAUGAAGACGAGGAUGCCGCCAAACGAUCACCCCCGCCGGCUGAGAAGCCAAGCUCGAGCGACCACGAGAUGAAGGAUGCCACUGAGACUGCUGUUCCCUCCAAUAACGCAGCUCGUGUACGCAUCUCCAGCUCCGAACUACGCGAGAAGCUGCUCCGCGAGAAGAUCAUCGCGAUGCGCCGGACCGCCUCGAGCGACAAGGUAGGUAGCUCUACAUCUUCAAGGUAG
Messenger RNA from Aspergillus luchuensis, 1572 nucleotides. Its product is annotated as PWI domain-containing protein. Lineage: Eukaryota; Fungi; Ascomycota; Eurotiomycetes; Eurotiales; Aspergillaceae. Gene Ontology annotation, biological process: regulation of mRNA splicing, via spliceosome; mRNA processing. The transcript has 5 exons. The record is from RefSeq and is a predicted model, not a curated record. Gene Ontology annotation, molecular function: RNA binding. Gene Ontology annotation, cellular component: spliceosomal complex. Bases 1 to 1572 code for a protein of 523 amino acids.